AUGGUUAAUUUUAAAGAGGGUUUCCGUUUUCGUCCCAGAGAUAGAAAAGGAGUUACUUUCUUGUUGAGAUUCAUUGCUGGACAAGUUAUGAAUGAUUCUGGUUUUAUCACCACUAAUGUUGAUGUUUACGGUAAACAAGAACCAUGGCAGAUUUACAAUCAUGGAGUAGCUUUCGGUAAUGAUGAUGGGGACAACACUUGCAGUCAGUAUCGCUAUUUCAUCACGAAGCUGAAGAAGAAAAACAAGAGUAUGUAUAAUCGCAAUGUGGGAAAGAAUGGUCGUUGGAAACAACAAGACAAGGGAAAAGCAGUUCGAAAGAAGGGUGGACAAGUGAUUGGAUACAAGAAGAGCAUGAGUUAUGAGAACAAGAAUUGUAAUCUUGAAACAUAUGGGCAUUGGUUGAUGAAAGAGUAUCAACUCUCUGAUGUUAUUAGUAACAAGUUUAAGGAUGAGGAGCGUAGAGAUUGGUUGGAAUGUGCAGAGAAGAUGAUUAAGAGAAUAUUGCAAAGAGGAUCAAAACAGAGUAUGUAUCAAGUAAAAGAAUUCUUGAUGUCCAAUACUGACGAGAGUGAGAAAGGAAUGCCUGAAAUUGAGCAGCAGAUUUCUAUUUGGAGCGCCAAUGCAUUGACAGAGAGUAACAACCAACAACAAGCUGAAGGAGAAAUUGCAGAUUCUUGUGCUAGCGACCCUAUAUUCAAUUGGACUUAUGAUGCAUCAAUCAUCCAACAAUAA
Lycium ferocissimum is the source of this 732-nucleotide messenger RNA. RefSeq names its product NAC domain-containing protein 96-like. Gene Ontology annotation, biological process: regulation of DNA-templated transcription. The transcript has 2 exons. The coding region runs from base 1 to 732 and encodes 243 amino acids. Gene Ontology annotation, molecular function: DNA binding. The record is from RefSeq and is a predicted model, not a curated record. Lineage: Eukaryota; Viridiplantae; Streptophyta; Magnoliopsida; Solanales; Solanaceae.